This is a messenger RNA of Mugil cephalus (flathead mullet), 4404 nucleotides long. It is a transcript of the gene slc16a13, whose product is annotated as solute carrier family 16 member 13. Gene Ontology annotation, molecular function: monocarboxylic acid transmembrane transporter activity. Lineage: Eukaryota; Metazoa; Chordata; Actinopteri; Mugiliformes; Mugilidae. Bases 1167 to 2750 code for a protein of 527 amino acids. The transcript has 6 exons. The record is from RefSeq and is a predicted model, not a curated record. Gene Ontology annotation, biological process: transmembrane transport; monocarboxylic acid transport.
GCGUGGAGUUGAGCCUGAGGGCAGUGGUGGUUGCUGUUUAAGUUGUUCGCUGUGAUACUGCUGCAGUCGUACCUUGUGCAAUUCACUUGUUAUUCAGUGCAGCGAACCUGGAGGCUGUGGACCAUGUGUUGUAGCCCGGGACGAAGCUGACACACCGAGUGUUUAUUUUCAGCCGUCUCCUUCAUUAUAUUACACACACUUCAGGACUCUAAACUGCUCAGUGUAAAGUUAAGUUGCCGAGCCAAAGUUUGCAUUUGCACAGGGCGUCUUUUUACCGUGAAUUUUUCUCAACUCCUGGCGGAUUUCUCUCAAGUCUUUCACGCAUGUGCGUUUGAGAGGCCGCUGCCGGAAAAAUUCCUGCAAUUCCUGCAGCUCGUGAGCGAGAGGCAUCGGGUUAGGAGUGGAUCAGGUCGCUCCUGCUGCUUGUUGGUUUGUUUGUUAACCCACUGCAGCACUAGCAGAACAUUACAUAAUGUUUGACCAAGUGGUCUGAAUUCUUUCCGUCGUUUCUUCUAACUUUAUAUAAUUGCUGUUCCAAAAUGAACAGGAGUUGUGCAUUUUUUUUUAUUGAAAAAAAAAAAAAAAAAUGGUGGUGAACAUGGGAAAUUCCUCCCUAAUUUCUGGUAAGAGCAGAUCAUAAUGUCAGCUGUAGUGUCUGAAGGCUGUGUGUGACUGUGCUUCCUGCAGCAGCCGUUCUCAGCGCGGUAAAAGAGGAUGUGUCACGCGAUCAGCUGACACACAGACACUGCUCGAGGCGUAACCAGUAACUAAUGAAUAUUCUUUCUUCUGCAAAAUGAGAAGGGAGAGUUGUCGCAGUGUAGUGCAGCGUAAGCACCUCUUACUUCGCAGAAUCACGCGGUCAGAAGAAACGGACGUAAACCCACAGUUCAUCCCAAUGUGUUAAUCAUUCAGAAACAUGGCAUUCGCACUGUGAUGCAGUGUGAAAUUAGAGAAUGACAAUUUUUCGCUGUUUUAAUGUGGCAAAGUGAGUAUUUGAUCAUUCUGGAAAACCAAAUGAAUGUUUUGUGUGACCUCUGUUAUUUUAGGUAAAGCAGGUAAAUAUUGAUAAUGAACAGGUAAAUGAUUGAGUGCGGUGGAGUCCACCUCUCACCUAUAUCUUGUUGACAAACGAAGGCAGACUAGUUGAGGAGCGAGGCCACGCAUAAAUGACACAACCGGAGAAUUUAUUGGCUCGUGGGAAGUUAAUCAUUGCACCUUUCACCAACCGCAGCGAUCUGAAACCUGUCGCGCUUCCUGAGGAGCUGCAUACUUGUUAUUCUCGGCGCUUUCUCGAUGACCUGCCCUCCUCGCUCUGCCUUUUCUCCGCUUCCACUUUCGCACUUGCGCGCAGCCGUCUAGACAUGACGAACCCCAAGACCGAGCCGGAGAGCGGCGGGGAUGAGGGCGAGGGCCCGGAUGGAGGCUGGGGCUGGGUGCUGGUCGUGGCCAUGUUCGUCAGCACCAGCCUCGUGUUCGGCCUGAUGCGGAGCUUGGGGAUCUUCUUCGUGGAGUUCGUCCAGUACUUCGAGGAGAGCGCCCAGGCCAUCUCCUGGAUCUCGUCCACCGGCAUAGCAGCACAGCAGUUCUUCAGUCCACUGGGUGCUGCGCUGUGUAACGCUUACAAUGCCAGGGUGGUGGUGAUGACGGGCGGCCUUUUCGCCGGACUCGGCCUCAUACUUGCCUCUCAGGCCACCUGUCUGGUCCACCUCUACCUCACGAUGGGUGUGAUCUCAGGUUUUGGUUGGGGGCUGGUCUUCACUCCCAUGGUGGCGACAGUCAUGGCCAACUUCACCCGGCGGCGCACCCUCGCUUUGGGCGUGGGCUUCUCCAGCAUCGGCCUCUCUUCCUUCGCCUUCAACCCGCUCUUCCAGCUCCUGGUGGAGAUGUACGCCUGGCGGGGGGCCUUGCUGAUCAUAGGGGGCCUCAGCCUCAACAUCGUGGCCUGCGGGGCGCUCAUCCGCCCACGGCGGUGCGCCAAAGCCCCACAGAAGGUGGAUUCAGACGACGGGUUGUCCUGUGUUACUGUGCUGAGGAGAAUCUCCUCCUACCUGGAGCUGUCCCUGCUCUGCGAGAGGUCUUACCUCACCUACACCUUGGCCGUCUCCCUUUUUAACGUGGGCUACUUCGUGCCAUAUUUCCACCUGGUGGCGCACAGCCGCCAGGUCGGCUUCUCGGAGUACCAGUCCGCUUUCGUCAUGUCGGCCGCGGGCGCCACGGACAUCCUGGGCCGCGUGGCGUCGGGCUGGUUCGCCGACCUGGGCCGCUUCCGGCUGAUCCACUUGCUGAGCUUGUGGACGGCCCUGGCGGGGCUGUUCAUCAUGCUGCUGCCCGUGAGCACCCUGUCCGGCUCCUACCCGGCCCUCGUGAUCAUCAGCCUCCUCUACGGCUUCUGCUCCGGGGCGCUGACCUCUCUGGUGUUCGCGGUGGUGCCCAUGAUCGUGGGCGUGGAGCGCGUGAUGGGGGGGCUCGGCCUGCUGCAGCUCCUGGAGAGCGGCGCGGGGCUGCUGGGGACGCCCCUGUCAGGGUUACUGAAGGACAUCACAGGAGACUACACCGCCUCCUUCGUGGUAGCCGGCUCCUUCGUGGUCCUCGGCACCUUGACCAUGGCCACUCUGCCUCACUAUUUCUCCUGCACAGAGCCGCCGCCCCCACAGAGACGCUCCCUUCCCGACAAAGCCAACAGUUUAACCCUGAGGCCGGAGCAGAUGAACUGUUCGUCCCCCGACGCGGAUCUCAAAGGAGUGAUCUGACACGCGAAAAGCAAUCAGACUCAAUGAACCUCACGCCUGCGUCCGUUACGGGGUCAAAGAGGAGCGUCGACGACGCUCUUUGGGAACGACGGCGCCUUUGAUGGAACCGCGGUCGCGCUGCAGCGCAUGUCGACAAAUGGACGUGUCUUUGAAUUAUACCUCAGAGGCUGAGAAGCUUCCUGUGAAAGCUGUAGCAGCAGAAAGGUCAGUCUAACGUUAGGAGCAAGGUGCUUCCCGCCUUAAAACUCACAUAUUUAAGUGUUUUAUUUACAAUUCUCGUGUGUGACGUCAUCAAACUAAAAACAUAUUUAUUACUGAAAUUGAUUUUCUGUUGUUUUUAUGUGUAUGCGAAACACAGUCUGCAUAUUUUAAUUAUGUACAUGAUUUAUUCUUAAUUAUGCACUUGAUGAUUACAUGUGGCACCAACUGUGAUUAGCACUAUAGACACCAGCCAUCACAUCACCGUGUUUUUAUAUCACUUAUACCUAGUAACUUGAACUGCACUUAGCAAAAUUAUAUUUCACAGAUCCAGUAAAAGUCAGCGAUACAUGGUGCAGGGUAAUAAACCCGGUAGUUUCAAUCGAAAAUUAAAGCGAUCAGUUAAGACUACGCACCAUGAAUAGGUAAUAAAAACUUUAUUUUGAUUUAGGGCUCCUCUAUACUCAGGUUAUAAACCACGACUCCACUUUUAUCAUCCACGUUUUGGAAAAUUUCUAGCCUAACUUCCUUCACGAUUUCUCGUAACUGUGCUGACUUCUCUUUAUACCAUCGUGUGCCUUAUGCAUCCAAAUAUAGCACACGGAUAAAAAUCUGACACAAUGCACAUUGCUGCAAAAACAGGUUUCUAUUUAGAGCUCCUGGCGUCGACGCUCGGCCUCAGGUGGCGCGUCUCUUUCCUCCGGUGGUUUAUGUUUCUCCGCGGGAACACAUGACUGUACAUUUUUUCCAGAUAAGUUAAUUUUUUUGCACUUUGUACUUUUGUGAACCAUAAGCCCAGACUGGUUUUCUGGCUUCGGGAGCAGCUGGAUAAACACUGUGUUUGCACAACGGGGUCAUUUUGACCUGCUAGUUACUGACACACUAACUUUAGUGCUGUUGCAAUGCAAGAGGCAGUCGGUCAAUAGUUAACGGUGGAACUAAAGUACUUGUUGAAACGAGGGGAAAAAAGAAAUCUUAAUUAGAAACCUGCUUUUGCUAAUCAAAUAUCCGACUCAGUCUACCUGUGAUCUGUCAGUGACAUGUUAAAAUCACAUAUUUCCACUCGGCCUUGAUUAAAAACAGAUUUGUUUCCAUGUGUUUUCUCGUGUAGUGGUUCUGUUUCAGUCUUUGCCAGACCAUGAUUUAGGUUUUCUGGACUCCGUCACAAGAUGAUGGCGCCCUCUGCUGAGGUUUUGACAUGAAAACAAUCAGCUCCUUGAAAACAUUGAUCUUUAAUCAUUUCCUCUCUCCAGGUAUUCACUUUCAUCUGCAACACUUAAAUACAGCUGAACAGAAGUUUGUAUUGUGUUUUAUUUGAUCUUGAUACAAAUUUAAAGUACCUCACAGAGUUUAGAAGAAACAGACACGGAGAUCCGCCUAAAAAUGUAAAAAUCUGCAAACGUCGCGACGUGAUGGAAGACGGCUGAAAUAAAAUUACAACUUUAAAAAAAAAAAA